AGGUCUCUUCAGUCACUCAAACAACCGCGACAGAGAAGGAGACUCUGUCCCAGAUUUUGCAAGAGAAGGACCAGCUCCAAAGAGAACAAGAGGACAGGAUUAAGAAUUUAACCAAACUUCUAGUCACCUCCUCAGACUUUGUUUCCAUCAAAAAGGUUGACUUUUAGUGCCUUACAGAUGCCGAAACGGAGGGUUACGUGGGAUGGAAAACUGCCAUCACCAGCCUUCCACCAUGCUGGAGAGUCUGACCUAAGCUUUGCUGAGCCUUUUCUCAAAAGGAGAAAAGCUGAUAUGUCUGUCUUGACAGAGCAGAAUGAGGAUGGCGAUGAGUUAGAUUCUACCCUUGACAUGGAGAUGAACCAGAGCAGUGUGACUGCGUAGUUUAGCAGAAAGUGAAUUUUUAUCUCCAAACCAGUUGAACAAAUUGUCUGGAGAUCCAGCUGGAAAAUGAGGCUCGGUAGAAGCAUGAGGCCAUGGAGAAAGUGGAGACUUUCGAGAGGAGGGUUGCCGAACUGGAGAUGCAGCUAGAGAAGUUGCAAAUGCCCACUGAUGCACAGCUGGAAAACGAAGUUCAGCAGAACCAGGAGGCCAUAGAGAAAGUGGUGGUUUUUGAGAGCAGGGUUGCUGAACUAGAGAAGCGGCUAGAAGGAAAAGUCACAAAUGCCUGCUGAUGCACAGGAGGCCAUGGUGAAGGUGGUGACCUUUGAGAGGAGGGUUGCUGAACUGCAGAAGAUGCUACAGGAAAAGUCUCAAAUUUCCACUGACUCACAGGAGCAGAUGAAAAGGGGAUUUGAGGAGACUAUUCAACUCUGUGAGACGUUGGUGUCUGAGAAGGAAAUGGUUGUUGCUGAGCGUGAUUAUCUCAAGCAGGAGCUCAACAUUCUAAUGGGAUGGACUGAAAACUUGAAGAAAGAAAAGGCUGCACUUCUUCAGGAGAUGGAGGAGUUCAAUUCUCUGGAAGAGGAGAGCAAAAGAGAAUAUGAGAAAGAACUACUGAAUGAAAUGUCCUCCUUAAAGAAGGCUGUGGAGGCAUCUGGAUGCAAAUCUCAAGAGCUUGAGGCUAAUCUGGUGGCAAUGUCAGAGGAGCUGAAAAAGAAAGACAACUGGGCAGAGGAACUGCAAAGAUCGAGUGACAUUGACUUGGUCCAACAAGUGAAGCAGCUGCGACACACUCUGGACGAUGCUGAGGGGCUGAGCCGUGACACUAGGAAGGAGUGGGCCCACCUGCGCAGUGAAAGUAUCUCACUCAAAGAGGGGGAUGUCACACUAACUGCUGGCUAUGAGAGGAUGGAAGCUGAGGGGAAUGGCCUUAGCUAUCAGUUGGAGACUGACCUUCAGAGGGAGUUACAGGGAGCCUUUGAGGAGAACACCAAGCUUACUACUCUCCUGGAUGGAAACGCUCCAAAAAAUCUCAUAGACAGCAUUGAACUUGAGAAAAAAGUUGCUGACCUGAAGAAAGAGCUGGAGAAGUCUCAUGAAGAUGAGAAAACCCUGCAAGCUAAGAUCAAGGAUUUGAGUGCACUGCAGGAUCUUCCAGAUAAAGUGGACAGUUUGAUGAAGCAGGUAUAUGUCCUCAAUGAGGAGAUGUGUGCAGUCCAAAUAGCGAGGGAGAGCCUGGUGUCUGCUAAGGCCUACUUUAAAGAGGAAGCUCAGAAACUCAGAACAUUUCCGGAGCAGCAAGUCAAACUGCUAGAUGACCUGAGCGAAGCAAAGUUGAGGGAAAAUGAUCUAACCCAUCAGUAAAUCGACAUCACUGAACAACUGGAGACUCUCCGUAAGGACUUGGUGUGCUCCUCUGUGGAGAACAGUCAGCUUCUUACUACUGUGGAAGAGUCCAGCCUGAAAGUAAGUUGGUCCUUGUCAAAUCACAUGACCUUCAAUUCGUUUUUUUAAAGGCUGUCCACCAACAAUGUAUUUUUUGAUUUAGCUGAAGGAGAAUGAAGAGCAUCGAGCAUAAAUUUAAAAUACAUUUUUUGGAAUGCAAGAAGUCAUGAAAGACUUGAAUGAGAAGCUUGCUGACAGUGAAUCAUCCAAGGAACAAAAUGACAAUCUAUCCCAAGAACACCAAGAUCAGGUGCAGUGUCUCUCAAAAUAACUAACUUCAGCUGUCUCUCUAUAGUAGGUAUUCAUUUGGUCAAUUUGUCCUUCAAAUAAGGCAGCUGAGUGAGGAGCUUGAAUCUAUCUCGCUCAGCUCGCACAAUCUCCUGUCUGAGAAGACAGACAGUCCUCAGAAUCAUGCAGAGGAGUUGGAGAAGCUGCUCUCUACUGUGACCUCCCUGACUGAAGAGAGAACCCAGCUCCAGGAGAUGCUGGGUGGAGUCAGAGAGGAGAGGAACCAGCUCAAGAGAGAACGGAGGAGAAUGUGGAGAUGUCCAUGAAAGUCCAGGAGGAGCUGAAACAGCAGCGACAUCUCAACUCUGAGCAGCAGGCUGAGACAGAACAACAAACAACUCAACUUCAGCAACAAAUACAGUAGCUAGAGGAGGAACACGCACACAUGAAAGAUGAGAGCCCAGCUUCAGAGAGACCUGCAGGAAAAUAUGGACAUGGUCAUACAGGUCCAGAGGACAUUAGUACAGCAGCAUAAUCUGAACACAGAACAGCAGGCUGAGAGAGAACAACAAGAGGCCCUACUUAAACAACAUCAUCUGAACACAGAACAGCAGGCUGAGAGAGAACAACAAGAGGCCCUACUUAAACAACAUCAUCUGAACACAGAACAGCAGGCUGAGAGAGAACAACAAGAGGCCCUACUUAAACAACAUCAUCUGAACACAGAACAGCAGGCUGAGAGAGAACAACAAGAGGCCCUACUUAAACAACAUCAUCUGAACACAGAACAGCAGGCUGAGAGAA
This is a messenger RNA of Salmo salar (Atlantic salmon), 2856 nucleotides long. Its product is annotated as centromere-associated protein E. The record is from RefSeq and is a predicted model, not a curated record. NCBI's taxonomy places the organism in Eukaryota, Metazoa, Chordata, Actinopteri, Salmoniformes, Salmonidae.